Centropristis striata (black sea bass) is the source of this 1882-nucleotide messenger RNA. It is a transcript of the gene rragcb, whose product is annotated as Ras-related GTP binding Cb. NCBI's taxonomy places the organism in Eukaryota, Metazoa, Chordata, Actinopteri, Perciformes, Serranidae. Gene Ontology annotation, molecular function: GTPase activity; GTP binding. The transcript is spliced from 7 exons. Gene Ontology annotation, biological process: cellular response to starvation; positive regulation of TOR signaling; cellular response to amino acid stimulus. Gene Ontology annotation, cellular component: lysosome; nucleus; Gtr1-Gtr2 GTPase complex. Bases 7 to 1128 code for a protein of 373 amino acids. The record is from RefSeq and is a predicted model, not a curated record.
GCAGGGAUGUCUUCGUACGAGGAGCCCGCGUUAACGGGGAGUUACGACGUUGUGGGGUCGUUUCCCAAAAGUUUUGGCUACGAGGUGGAAGAGGAGAGCUCCCCGUCAGCUGACAAACCGAGGAUCCUGCUGAUGGGGCUGAGGCGGAGUGGAAAGUCCUCUAUCCAGAAGGUCGUAUUCCACAAGAUGUCGCCCAACGAGACGCUGUUCCUCGAGAGCACCAACAAAAUCUACAAGGACGACAUCUCCAGCACCUCCUUCGUCAACUUCCAGAUCUGGGACUUCCCUGGCCAGGUGGACUUCUUCGACCCCACAUUCGACAGCGAGAUGAUCUUCAAGGGAACCGGGGCUCUGAUCUUCGUCAUCGAUGCUCAGGAUGAUUACGUCGAGGCUCUCGGGCGGUUACAUCUCACCGUAUCCAGAGCCUUCAAAGUGAAUCCAGACAUCAACUUCGAGGUGUUUAUUCAUAAAGUGGACGGCCUGUCAGACGACCACAAGAUAGAGACACAAAGGGACAUUCAUCAGAGGGCCAACGACGAUCUGGCAGAUGCAAACCUGGAGAAGCUUCACCUCAGCUUCUACCUGACCAGCAUCUACGACCACUCCAUAUUCGAGGCCUUCAGUAAAGUCGUCCAGAAGCUCAUUCCUCAGUUGCCAACGCUGGAGAACCUUUUGAACAUUUUCAUAUCUCACUCUGGGAUCGAGAAGGCCUUCCUGUUUGACGUUGUCAGUAAGAUCUACAUCGCCACAGACAGCUCUCCUGUGGACAUGCAGUCCUACGAGCUCUGCUGCGACAUGAUCGAUGUUGUCAUCGACGUCUCCUGCAUUUACGGGCUGAUGGGGGAUGGCAGUGGCUGUGCCUAUGACAAGGAGUCUUUGGCUAUCAUCAAGCUCAACAACACCACGGUGCUUUAUUUGAAAGAGGUCACAAAGUUCCUCGCUCUCGUCUGCAUCCUCAGAGAGGAGAGCUUCGAGAGGAAAGGUUUGAUAGAGUACAACUUUCACUGUUUCCGGAAAGCCAUCCACGAAGUGUUUGAAGUCGGCACCUCGCCUCAAGACGUCAGCUCGACCAGCAACAACCUGAGCACGGGGCUGAAGUACGCCGCGCUGAACGGGAACGCUGUUUAAAGGAGCGGAGGAUGUGUGAGAGUCAUCAGUUUACGCUGCCUUACUGUAUGCAGCUGAAUGUGAAUGAUAAAGAACUGAACUUAUGCCAAAAAAAAACUACCAAUGGUCCGACUUCCUGCACAUUUAUCGGUAUCGAGACGUCAGCUGUGUUUACCUGCUCGGCCAGUAAGUUCUUUUUAACUACUCUGCAACAUAAAAAUACUCCUUUUAAAGAGACGUGUAAUCCAGUUUAGGUACUUAUAAUCAACAUCAGCUCCUCUUGACUCCAUGAACUAAACUCUACAGUCCAAACUUCCUUCAUGUUUCUGCUCAUUUUACUUUGAAAUAUUGAGUGCUGUAAGUGGAUUUAAUCCCCAGAGUGAAAAAAAAAGAAAGAAAGUGUUUGUUUUACUGUGUGUUUUCUGUUGAUAAUGACUCAUGUGACCAGCGGCCAGCCGGGGCUCUGCUCAGGAUCCAAACAGACCAGUACCGUGCCAGUUACACCAUUAGAGCCCCGGGUUGAUGAACAGCAUGUUGGUCUUAAUGGAGUCUGGAAAUAACAGAUGAUGCUCGGACAAAGCUGCCACGCCUGCUGACGGUCUGACGGCUUUUUGUAGCUUUGGGAGGAAACUUUUGACCAAAUUUACUCCACACAGAUUCAGUUUGUAGCCGUUUGUUUUGCUUUUCGGUGUGAGCGUUGACAGAUAUUUCAGAGAUUUGUUUCUUUUAUUAUUGUACAUAAUUCUUUAAUAAAAUAUGUUUCAUAUUUUCACAA